GGAUAGAGAGAGAGACAGCACAUACAAAAUUAUCUCCGCAUUUACUUCAGCGCUGCAGUUUAAAAGUUAGAGAAGUCCGUUUUGCGACAGGUCUGCUUCCUUGAGAGUAAUUUCCAGCGAGACCGAGAAAACCUGAGGCCAAAUGACAUAGGAUGAAGGCUGUUCGUAAUUUGCUGAUUUAUAUAUUUUCCACCUAUCUACUGGUUAUGUUUGGAUUUAAUGCUGCCCAAGACUUCUGGUGUUCCACGUUGGUGAAGGGGGUCAUUUAUGGAUCGUAUUCUGUAAGUGAAAUGUUUCCUAAAAACUUCACAAACUGCACUUGGACGCUGGAAAAUCCAGAUCCGACCAAAUAUAGUAUUUACCUGAAAUUUUCCAAAAAGGACUUCAGCUGCUCCAACUUUUCCCUCUUGGCUUACCAAUUUGAUCAUUUUUCCCAUGAAAAAAUAAAGGAUCUUUUAAAAAAUAACCAUUCUAUAAUGCAGCUCUGCGAUUCCAAGUAUGCUUUUGUAUUUCUGCAGUAUGAUAAGAAUUUUAUUCAGAUACGCCGCGUCUAUCCUAUUGAUUUCCCAGGAUUACACAAAAAAGAAGACGACCAAAAAUCCUUCUUUGAGUUUUUGGUAUUGAACAAGGUGAGCCCAAGCCAGUUUGGGUGCCAUGUGUUAUGCACUUGGCUGGAGAGCUGCUUGAAAUCUGAGAAUGGGAGAACUGAGUCCUGUGGGAUCAUGUAUACAAAAUGCACCUGCCCUCAGCAUUUGGGAGAAUGGGGAAUAGACGACCAGUCCCUGGUGUUGCUCAAUAACGUGGUGCUGCCCCUCAACGAGCAGACGGAGGGCUGCCUGACCCAGGAGCUGCAAACUACCCAGGUCUGCAACCUCACCAGAGAAGCCAAGCGGCCGCCAAAAGAAGGGUGCACCAUCUGCCUGCCGAUGCGUAAAGAUGCGAGGCGCCGCACAGAGUCACCACAUGAUGUUUUGACGUUCUGGGAGCCCCGCGAAGGGGCCACAGGGCUGCCGCUGCUGCGCUCCUUCUCCAGGCGGCCGCGGGUCCAGGAGGCGAAGGCUCUGAAUCUCACAGUGGUACUAGUAGGGUACAUAGUGGGGUUGAUGUGUCAGACCCAGCGGCUGCUUUGUGUCCCUGCUGGAAAA
Molecule: messenger RNA, 1145 nt
Organism: Phaethon lepturus (White-tailed tropicbird)
Lineage: Eukaryota; Metazoa; Chordata; Aves; Phaethontiformes; Phaethontidae
Product: brain-specific angiogenesis inhibitor 3-like
Exons: 3
Cellular component (GO): plasma membrane
Molecular function (GO): G protein-coupled receptor activity
Source: RefSeq, a predicted model, not a curated record